This is a messenger RNA of Blepharisma stoltei, 2286 nucleotides long. NCBI's taxonomy places the organism in Eukaryota, Ciliophora, Heterotrichea, Heterotrichida, Blepharismidae. The record is from the annotation of a GenBank genome assembly.
AUGAAUAUUUCUCGUGUUGACUAUGUUCAAGUGCCAGGUACAAAUCGAGGUGUUUUAGCACUUCUUCCACAAGGUGACAGAGAGCCAUUAGCAGUUGGCGACCAAGCAGGAACUCUUUCACUAUUCAGGCUUGACCCAAUCUCUACAACUGAUAUUUGGAAACAAGUUUUAAGGCCGAUAACUCACUUAGAACUCGGAAGACGAGUCCAAUCCUCCGCUCCAACUGAAACAAUCUACGCAUCAAGUGGCUGCUGCAUCCAAAGCUUUUCAAACGGCGGCCGAGAAGUAUCAAACUUCGACACAAAUAUCGCAGAAAAUCUAAAAUCCUUCAAAAUCCAAGAGUCUGAUAUUUGGGCAGGUGGCAAAUACAUUUACAGUCACUUUGUAAAUGAAAGAGAUAUAGAUUACAUUAUUUUUGAAGAUCUUAUAAAUGAUCUUGCUCUCUGUAAAGUCUCAGGAGAUUUAGUCACAAAUGCAGUUUUAGCGUUUAAUGACAAAACAAUCAGAGUUUUAGAUGGCAGCAAAGUAAAAUAUUCCCAAGUUUUAAGCUCGUCCCCUACAGUGCUUUCUAAUUAUAACCAAAGGGCUAAUGAUUUUUCUCAUACUAGAAGUCUUCUAUAUGGAACUUCUUCUGGGUCUAUUGGAUUGGUAAAUUUAGAGAGGGAGAGGUCAAAUUUGUUAUGGAAUAUUGAUAUGGAAGGAAAAGAAAUCAAUUGUAUUUCUUCUUAUGAUAUGACUGGAGAUGGUUUUAAAGAUGUGCUUGUAGGAAGAAAUGAUGGGAAAAUUGAAAUUUAUUCUUUUGACCAAAGCUCAGGAGAGCUCCUUUUAAAUUCAAGCUUAAAUGUAUCUGAAGGAGUUACUUCGCUGGCUGCUGGAAAGCCUAGAGGAUCUCCUGAAAUUUUGGUUUCAACUUAUUCAGGAAAAAUCAUAGGAGUUGGAGAAUCAAAUAUGCCAAUUGGCACUGGGGCUAGUGUAAUUGAAGGCUUACAAGGAGAAAUCACGCUUCUAAAGCAUCAAGUUGACAUGGCAAAACGAGAAAGCGUAACUUCAUUUCCAGGGCAGACUUCAGGAACUACUGCAAAAGUAUCAAAUACUUUGUCAUUAAUAGGAGAUGAAGCUUGCUAUUUAUUAACAAUCCAGUCGCAAGAGCCAAUAGGACUAAUUUGUUUGCAAUCCGAAGUGCCUUUAGAUUUAAUAGAAGACGAAAACAGUAAAGUUAUCCAUAAUGUUCAAGAUGAAGGACAAAUUUUGAUGACUUUCAGGUUUCCUGACUCAAGUUUCACACAUUUUGAGAUGAAAUUCAGAAGUACUGAGGGGCAGUCUGGGGAUAUUCAGCUGUAUAUUAUACCUACGUUAGAACCAAAAAUAGCCCAGUUGCUUAAGUUUGAUUUAAAGCCUUUAUCUUUGCAUGAAAAAGUGUCAGCGAUUCCUGAAGAAGGCCACCCUUUAAAUAACUUGCAAAUCACAGGAUCAUUUACUAAGAACGAUAUGCAUGGCUGGGUAAGUCACACUUUGCCCGAUGUACCUCCUCACACAACAGAAAACAAUGUAACCCUUUAUUACACCAACUGCAUUUUGCAUACAGUUUUGAUUGUAAAAUACACAGCAAACUUUGCGGAGUUCAAAAGUGACUCAGUGUCGGUGAUUGCGAUAAUUAAAGAAAGCAUUUCGAAGCAUGCAAGUUUUAAAAAAAUUCAGUUAUGCUAUUAUAUAUAAGGCUGGCAAGAUAUUUUUAUUAGUAAUCUAUAUAUAUUUGAGAUAAAGUAUCUAUAAAAUAAUAUAGAUAUAAGAUAUAUUGAAGAACCAGCAUCACAUGAGUAUGUUUUAAGGUUAAUUGAUCAGCAAUUAAGUGUAUUACAAGAUUUAGAGACGAGAAAUCAAUUAUUAGACGCUUUAAGAGAAAUAAGCAAUCAAGGAGAUCUUGAAAAAUUUUCAGAAGAGUUCCAAGGGGUUCUGACAGAAAGUGAAAGUAUUCAGAAUGAGUACAAGAAAAGACCUAAAAAAUUGCAAUUUUUACAAGGAGUGAUUUCUGAUUUGUAUGUAGACAAAUCAAAAUUCAGAGGAAUUCAUAGUGUAAGCGGUAGAAUUCAACAACUUCAACAAAUUUUAGCAAAUUAUAAUGGUUUCUUGUAAUUUAAAGGAAAAUUAUUCAUUUAAUUUUUUUGAAAAAGAAUAUUUUCCAGAAAUUAAUAUUUUUAAAAUAAAUAAAAAAAAUUAAAUUGGUUCAGAGUAAUUUCCUACACAAAUUAUGAUAUCGAAGCUUUGAUUGAGUUUUUCAAAGAAUAA